This is a messenger RNA of Sceloporus undulatus (fence lizard), 940 nucleotides long. RefSeq names its product RNA binding protein fox-1 homolog 1-like. Gene Ontology annotation, biological process: nervous system development; regulation of alternative mRNA splicing, via spliceosome. Gene Ontology annotation, molecular function: mRNA binding. Bases 169 to 906 code for a protein of 245 amino acids. The transcript is spliced from 8 exons. NCBI's taxonomy places the organism in Eukaryota, Metazoa, Chordata, Lepidosauria, Squamata, Phrynosomatidae. The record is from RefSeq and is a predicted model, not a curated record. Gene Ontology annotation, cellular component: nucleus; cytoplasm.
GCAGUUUGUGACAGGCGCUUGUGUUCUCAACAGCUGUUGGCGUCUUUCAAUGGCACUGUCCCAUCUGCCACUCAACACUCCCUCCGCUGGUGCCAAAGCUGCUUGGACAGAGGUGCUUUUAACUACUUUGGGGACUGGGUGGUCGGGCCCUAACUUUUAUUAUGUGCCAUGUUGUCCCCGCCAGCUGUAGUUCUGCACCCUUACAGCCUGCCUGUCUACCCUCCGGCACCCCAAUGUUACUCCGGACUGGUUCAGGGUAGUCCAGAUGCUGCAGUGCCGCCAGCUGAUGCCAUGACCCAGACGUUCCCAGCUCAAUACCCUCCACCACCACCUCAGGCCCGGCUGCCUCCACAGUAUCAUCUCCACAGCACCCCUUCAGAGUACCCAUCUCCAACAUCGGCAGAUCAUAAUCUACGCAUCUUUCCUGAGCAAGGAGCAGCUGCACCUGAGCCAUUGCCGCUGCCACCACCACCUGCCCAGCCAGAAGAGGUCCCUGCACCUGAGCUGUCUCCUGAGACAGAGGAAACUGAAAGCACUGAGAACAAGAGCCAGCCCAAACGCCUUCAUGUGUCCAACAUCCCCUUCCGCUUUCGUGAUCCAGACCUGCGACAGAUGUUUGGGCAAUUUGGGAAAAUCCUAGAUGUGGAGAUCAUCUUUAAUGAGCGUGGGUCAAAGGGUUUUGGCUUUGUCACCUUUGAAAACAGCCAAGAUGCUGACCGGGCACGAGAGAAGCUGAACAGCAGCAUUGUAGAAGGGAGGAAGAUUGAGGUCAACAAUGCCACAGCCCGUUUAGUCACCAAGAAACCACCAGCUGCACCUGUGGUGAAUGGAUGGAAGAUCAAUCCUAUGGUUGGUGCUGUUUAUGCUCCUGACCUGUACACAGUUGCAAGCAUCCCUAUCCCAUGAUGGCCACCAGCUGCCCUGGCAUACGUGGGGCUCU